Molecule: messenger RNA, 7459 nt
Organism: Leptomonas pyrrhocoris
Lineage: Eukaryota; Euglenozoa; Kinetoplastea; Trypanosomatida; Trypanosomatidae
Exons: 1
Coding region: 515-7459 (2314 amino acids)
Molecular function (GO): protein binding
Source: RefSeq, a predicted model, not a curated record
GAAUACGUGCGCUCGCUCGAAAUCAUCCCAGCCACAUUAGUACUAUUAUUAUUUCCAACCCGUAUGGAUUCUUCUCUUUCGCUGUUAUACUCCGUUGCCUCUCCUCCGCCGUUUUCCCGUCUUCUUUUAUGAGGAGUGAUUCCGUCUCUGCCUGGCCUCUUCCUAUUGGUGUCUGUGGGGGUGGGUGUUGUGUGUUGAAGUGGUAUUCGAGCGCGAAGGUCGUGCCACCAGAAUGACUCCGGUAUGUAGCCGCUCUUGUUGUUGCCGUCCUCGCCUGCCUACACAACUCACGCUGCUCUUCUCCCUACUGCUCCUCCUCGCCGCCGCUGAUCUGCACCGCGAACACGACGCAACAGCAGCCACAGGAGUACGUGCAUCGCGUGACACGCUCUAUGCGACCGCUACGGCGCGACGGCAUCUGCACGCCCCCCGCGUGUGUGUAUUCGCGCGCGCGGCAUCAUCACCGGUUGCGGGACCUCUCCCACCCGCAAUUCCCGCAGCGCCGUGGCAGCUGAUGAACGAGUCGCUGCUGCCCUACCCCAUCUUUCACGCCGCGACGGCCGUGCUAGACAACUCGAUUAUCCUCCUCGGCGGGUGCGUCAGCUCCACGUGUGAGAUUCCUGUCGGUGACACGGAAAGCCCCGCGUACGCCCGCGACCCGACAGUUUCAUUCACUCGCAAAAAUGCUGCUGCUCUUCCUGUCCCCUCUUCUUCCGCCGGGGGGCGAUCAUCUAACGCCUACAAGGCACCGCCGCCGCUAUUUUCGACUGGCACACACCGCUUAAACGCAGCGGACUCGCGGUAUCACGAGCGCUCCAUCGCGCUGGAGGUGGGAACGAAAACGGUAACGCCGCUGGCGCGCCUGACGCUUCCCGCCGGUCUCGGCUUCGCCGGUCGGCACGCCGCUGUCACGUUGACCGACAGCGUGUACGUGCCGCGCAGCUGCACCAUGACGACGCUCUCGCCAGGGGACAUCGCCGCGAUGUCGAGGGAGGAGGUGCAGUCACUGCAGACCGCCUACACCCCAGUGGUGGCGUUCUAUCCGGAGGAUAAGAAGGCCACAAACGGUGCGGUUGGCGACGCGCCUGGCGUGAAUCUGAGCUACUACGAAGUCCCCACCGAUCGCGUGCGGGUGAACGCGAGCUGCACGGCCCUCGCGACGGAGAACACGAUCCUCAUCAUUGGUGGUUUCCUGCUCUCGACGCAGCGCGUGACGGCCAGCGUUGACGCCUUCAACGUCGUGACCCGCAAGUACGAGCCCGCGGUGGUGUUUCUUUCUUCUCCGGUGCUCCAGCCGUCGGUUGCAGCCUCGACCGGCUUUGCAGCGGUGACAGGCGGGUGGACGUACGCGGCGAGUGCCUCCCCUUCUCAGGAACAGAAGAAUCCGUCCGCUUCCCUCGUCCCUUCACCGCUCACGCCGCGCGUGGAGUACCUGUUUGAUCUCUUGUUCUUCGAAGGCGAGCGCCUUCAGCGCGAAGCACACGACGCAACAGCGCCGCGACGUCUGUGCGGAGCCUCCGCCAUCUGUCUUUCGCCCGUCGACGCAAGUCUCCUCCCGCGGGACGUGGUACAGCACAUUCUUUUAGCAGAGCAGGGCUGUCACACGUCGGUGUUUGGCGGUCAGGUCGUGCUGGCGGACCACAACCUCGCUCACCUCGCGGUGCUGGACGUGCGAGCAACAUCCGCCUGGUCGCUCCACAUCUCCGCAAUUACACGAGAGCGGCCGUCACACCUUACUCGUGCCGCUCAUCUGAAAGGCGUCCUGGGCUCGCCAUUUCUCUCUGGGGGAGCCAAAGCGCUCGUCGACGUCGCCACAAAUACGAGCAGUGAGGAGCAGAGCAGCAACAGCAGUGGCAGCAGCUCGAUAUCGUCUUCAUCUCAGCCUCCGCCUCCUACGCCGACGCCCACACCCGCACCGCCACCCGAGCCGGUCUACCACUAUCGAUGGGAGCGACCCAUGUUGAUAUCCCUGCCGCUGUCUCGCAAAGCAUCGGCUGGGAGGGGUGCAAAGCAUUGGGUGAGUCAGCCACCAGGCGCUUCCUCCAUCGCUGUCACCGCCGCCGCCUCGAACGACACAACCACCACGACAACCACUACGACAACGACAACGUCAGCAGCACCGAGCUCCACGCCAGCACCAGACGCAGACGCAAGCAACGACACCAUUCUCGUCUUCAUGGCACUCGGUGGCGAGGACAUCUGGACGCAGGAGGUGCCGGAGCACACCAGCGAAGUCGCGGCAAAGGGUGUGAAGACGGCGGCAUCGGCGUUCUCCGUUGACCACGCCCCCUCCAGCAGCGCAAGCCCCCGUCCGCCGCAUGAGGUGGUCGUUCGACGAGUUGCUGCGCAGCGGUGGGCGGAGCGGUACGUGCCAGACAGCGACUACGACGCCGACCGCGACGACCUCCUCGCCGUUCGCAUGCCUACGCCCAUCUGGCCCGCGGGGCUCACCCUGCAGACGACAUCCGAGGGCACCAUCCACCUUGACUUCCCCAAUGUGAAUUACACACGAUACUGCUCGUGGAAGUCCAAUGGCGCUCGUCAACAAGCCAAAGAUGAAGGAGAAGAGGAGGAGGUGGUGUGUGUGGUGCGCUUAAGCAGUCGGCGCGACUGCGUGGGCAACACCGCCGGCACCCUCGACACGCUCUACAACGGCGCCCCAAACGCCUCGGUGCUCUUCAGCGCGAGUGGCAGCACGACGCCAGUCUACGUGUGCUUCGGCUACGUCGUGCAGCCGACCACCUGGCCGGCGUGCCGCACCCAACGCUCCUUCACAGUAUUAAACCCGAUGAUGCCGCUACGCAUUCUUGACAACACGCCGACACGGCCACCGACGACGCCAACCCCGACACGGGACCCCUCCGAUAAGACGACCAGCUCGCCGCUGUUCAUGCUGGCGGUGGGGAUCAGCAUUGUGACGUUGAUGGUCGCGGUGCUGCUCGUGGCGCGGCUGCAGCACGUGCCGGAAGAAGGACUUUUAGUAGAGGACCUAUUUGCGCGGCGCUAUUCGCAAAGCGCGAGCGGCGUCGGAGGCAGCGGCAGCGGCAGCGGGGGUGAUCGGUUUGCUGCUGUUGCCGCGGCGGCGACGCGUGGCAGCAGAGGUCGUCGCGGACACCACUACACCCGUGUCCCUGGUAGAGACGUGGAGUUGGACGGUGAUGGUGCUGCCGCUGCUGCCGGUGGUAGUGGUGAUGACGAGGGCGUGGAUGGGCCCACGCCAAACAGUGAAGACACUGACGGCCCGCUGACGCAGAUCGACAACUACCAGCAGCUUGUCGCGGCGGUCGCGGAGGCGAGCGAGGCACGCAUGCUGAAGUCCGCGGCGGACGUGCUGCGGCUGCACCAGCAUCGCUACCGCAUCUUAUCUCGCGUGGGUCAGGGCGACCACUCGCUUUGUUUCUUGGCGCUGCGUAAGCCUACCCCGGCCCCGUCCUCUUCGUCACGGGCGCUGAGUGGAGGGUAUCCGCCUGUUUCCCGGGCAGCAGACGUUGCGCGUCGCGGUGCGCCCCUGCUCCCCUUUUCUCCCUUCCCAGGGCCGGCAGCAGCAGCAGCAGCAGCCAACGGAGCAGGCGGCGGACAGGCCUCGGCCUUCUCAACUACCUCCUCGCUGUGGGCUGCGCGCUACGACCAGAAGGCUGCCGUCGUCGUGAAGUACACGCAGUGCCCAGACGACACCACUCGCGCCGUCAUUACUCGCUUGUGCGAGCGUCUGCGUGACUUGCAGGCCGGCGGUGGUGUCCUCAACCUCGCCGGUGUAUCGAGCAGCCGCAGCAGCAACACCAUUAGCAGCCGUCGUGGCAGCACGAACGGCGGUACGACGAUGGGUUGGUUGCGAGAUGAGGAGCAGCAGCAGCAACGGGCUCACGACAGACGCAUGCUGACUCCGUCGGAGGGCACCGCACCUCCCGCGUCGGCCAGCGCGCUGAUGAGCGAGGCCUCGCGUGACGCGUCGGUUCCGACCGCCUCUGGGUCGCCGACACUCGCCGGUGCAGACCUUCCAACACAGGCGCAUCCACAUCAAAGCGUCGACACCCGUACGCAGCAUGGCGUGGCCCCACCACCACCACCAACAGCAGCAGCAGCAGCAGCAGCAGCGAGGACGAUGGACGAAGCGGACGACGAAGGCGUCUGUGCCUGGUUGGACCCGCACGAAGUAGACGUCGUUCUCUCCCUCUUCCUACUCCUCCCGGCGGAUCUCUUUGUGUCCUACGAAGUGAGUGUGCUCCAGCAGCAGCAGCAGCAGCAGCAGCAGCAGCAGCACCCGCACCGUGGCGCAGGGCUCAUUGUGGGUGUGGGUGGGGCGCGCCAGUCACCGAGUCUGUACCGUGUUACAGCACAGUGGAACCGGCAAUGCGUGUAUGCGGGGCCGCCGAAAACGAUGAAGAACCGUAAAGGAAGCCAGGAUCCCAAUGAGACGACACGGCAGGCCGGAAAGGGCAUUUGCGAUCGCUUAUCGGGAACGAGGACGGUGAAGAAGGAGCAGAAGAGAACCAGCGCAGCGGCCGGCGAGGACGGCCUUUCCCCGGCUGCGCGUGCCUUCGUCGCGUCCGUGGCGAGUGGAGCGCCGCGGGUGUGCUGGGAUGCCUGCGUCAACGCGCUGCAACAGUCGACGGUCAGUGCGUGGAGUCUGUGCUUGGUGAUGCCGUACGAGCGCGCAGGGGAUCUAGCGGACUUCGUGCAACGCGCUCGUCACGUCCUGCCAGCCGACGCGUGGCCGUUGGCCAACUUCGGGGGCCGCCAUCACGUGGAGGAAGGGCGAGACAACGCAACAGCAAGCUGCAGCAGUAGUGGUAGCGGCAGCGGCAGCAUCGCCGGUCACCUGCUUGUCUUGCCGAGCGUACACCACUGCUGGACAGAGUCAUUGAUCUGCUCUCUUCUGUUCCAAGUGGGCGCUGGGCUGCAGCUGUUGCAUCAGCAGUCGCCGCCCAUCUUGCAAGGCGACGUGAAGGCCACCAACGUGCUGCUGCGGGAGCCGACGACCUUCUCUGUGGCGCGGCGUCGCGUGCACACCCCCGUCUUGAGCACGACGACGCCCACGACGCACAGCAGCGACACGCAGAGCGAAGACGCUGGUGUUGACCUCCGCCUCUCUCCGGGUGCUGACGGCCAUCACCGACGCCAGCGUCGUCCCCCACCACUAUCGUGCGUGGGCUCAGCUGAAGCGCUGGGCACAUCAGCGCCGUCACCACCCCCACCGUCGUCAAGCGCCGGUGCAGCAGCAGCAACGGGGACAGCUGCGUCUCCCUCCUUUUCAUCGUGGCGCACGAGUAGUUUUGUGGUAGCUGCGGCGGCCUCCGUAUGGCGCGCCGGAUCUCUCACCUCCCUUACCACACCCGCGGCGGAUGCGCCGCCCCCGCCUUGCCGGAGUGCUCCCUCCGCCGCCGCCGUUGCAACAACAGCCGGGCGACGUCUGUCCCGAUCCUCUUCUCGGGUGCCGCCGCCGCCACCGCCGGAGUGGUACCUGAGCUCCAAGUCGUACCUUCCGGUCAGUCUGACGGACGGAGGGAUGUCGUGGUGGCUGGCGGUGCAGCUGCCGCAGCGCCUGCGCGGCUGCUUCGGCUUCACGACGCGCUCCACCCUGCGGCAGACCCCAGCGGGUCGUUGCUGGCUGGCGCGUUACCGGCGCCUUCGCGGAGGAGGGGCGGACCUCUACGUGUCUUCUUCUUCGAAUACUGCUCUGAAUGCGGGAGCGCCAUCAGAAGUGGCGGUAAUGGGCUUGGCACACUUUCUAUGGUGCUUCAUUGAGGUGCCCACGCACAUCGCGCCGGAGUUGGUCUGGGGGCAGCUGUGUGACCUCUCCUCCGCCGCCACGAUAGCAGCCGCUGCAGCAGCAGUGCCGUCAUCGUCCAUGGGGCGUCGCGGUAGCGGUGUUAGACGGCGGGGCGAGAACACCGCUUCUAGUCAGCGACAGCCCGCACGGCGCACCGCUCGCCGAGCCGCACCGCAGCUUAGCGAUGAGAUACCACCCUGUAUUGUCGCGGUGGUGCGAACGGACGGCGAUGCCGGCGAGGAAGGCGGCAGGAGCAGCGCCCGGCGUGAAGCAUCCGUGUCGUCGCGCCCAAACGAUCACCGCCGCGCUGACACGAGCGCCACGCCGGUGGCGGCGGAAGUUGUGUCGCAGGACCUAAGUGAUGAUGUGAUGUUUCCUAGCCGGUUUGUUGACGAAACGGGAGCUGCGGACGGCGCAGAGGACGGAGAAAGCGAGACCAAUGACGAUGGAGAAGAAGCCGGUGACGAUGCCCGUGGAGAGGACACGGCGGCGGAUGACGAAGGCGAGGACGGCACAGCGGAAGAGGAAGAGGAGGAGGAGGAGGGGGUCUUCAGUCCAGAGGAGGUGUCUCUGCUAACCUCCACCAUGUGGAAGGCGGAGGGCUUGACGCGGGUGUCGCGGCAGCCGCCGCGUGAGCGUGCCAACGUCGGCGCGGUGGCUCGUGCGGGUGGUGGGGUGCCCUCGACGCUGUCCGACGCCGCGGGCGCCACGCCGAUCGGUGCCACUACCCCGUUUUCUGCCCUUCCAGCGCCAGCGUCGACCUCUUCGCUUCGUUUCCCGUUAUCGAGCCAAGCCUAUUCCCCAGUGUGGCCGCCUCCGCACGGGACCUACCGGUCCGCCCAGCACUCGCGCUCUUGCGCUGCCGUCGGCGGCGGCGGCGGCAACAACGGCGGCGGCAGUCAGAGCAGCUCCAGCGUGUAUGAGGUGUUGAUUCAACGUGUUCUGGCGAUGGACACGGCGAGCGAUGUGUGGAGCUUGGGGGUGCUGCUGUACGAGAUGUGCACCGAUGCACUGACCAAGGACACUGAAAGUCGCGGGGAAGGUGGACAAGGGAGGCCUCCUGCGUGCGCAGAGACACAUCACGGUCCACAUCCGCUGGCAGGAGAUGCAGCAGCAGCAGCGGCGGACACGGUCGUGCCGAUCGCCGGUACCUCGGUACUCGCCCAGCGUGUGUUCGCUGCGUUGUUGGGGGACCUCUUUAGCCUCGCGUACGGCUCUUCUCCCGCAUGUGAAGCUGAGCCAGCAGCAGCAGCAGCAUCAGCCGCAAGGGAAUCCCAUGCGAAGCGGGACGAAGAAAGCGUGUGCGACGUCGAUCGUGAGUGGUGGCCUAGAUCCUGUGCGCUGGAAGACGAGGUGGCAGACGCGUUUCUCAGCGCCGGAUACAGUCUCACACUGGCGCAGUUGAUGGGUCGUAUGCUCUCCCCUGUCGCGGCACGCCGCCCCUCCGCCGCAGAAAUUGUUGAUCAAGUUCGUUUGGUGGUUCCCGCCGCUGCCUCGUCAGCAACCACGAACGGCGGUAGCCCCGUGAUGGCGGGGUUCUCCGAGUUGAACCAACCGGUGCCGCGGGCGGGCACGGCUCGUGAGGAGGACGCACGCAGCGCACGUGGCGGUGACGGCAGCAGAGCGGCGGCUGUGGUGUUGAACGAGCGGACGGCGUGGAUGCAGCUGCGCAAGCGCCGCUGGUGUUAA